GUAGAUUGCCGUCACCACAACCUUGAUUUAUUCGUAUGCACUCAAUAAAAAAGACGAAAGAGAAGAAAAGGAGAAGUGAAAAGAAACCAAGCCCACACCCAAACAGCGAGAUACAAGGCUCUUCUCUUUCCAUCCCGGAAAAACCAGGCUUCCGCACCACCCAAUCCCCCGAUAGGAAAGCAUUCAGUGAACGCGGCCGACACACGCCCGGCAGACUAGACGAACGAUAGGCUCCACCGGAAUCUCCUGCGCUUAUUAUCUACAUGCGAAUCGUUCUAUCUUUCAGUGGGCCAGACCAUCUGAUUCCGACUGCCUCCCUACCUUCAUCUAUUUAAACCAGAUGCAGUUGAAGAAGUUUACAUGGCUGGGUCCCGUAGGAGUCCGGUGCUGAGUGACCAGUGGAGAGCGUCCAGCAACACUACAGACCAACGAGAUCGGGAAAGGCACAGAUCUCGAGGAUCGCACCGCGACAGGGGGAGGGAGAGAUACCGUGAACGACAACGUCGUCGCCGACCCAAAGGGGGCAGACCCGAUCAUCCAGGACGGUCGCCGCCACCGCGUUCUUUCGCGCAAGCGGAUAACGAAGAACACCGUUCGCACCGUGGAUUCUCCCCUGGUACUGCGUCAGCUCGUGUCUCCCCUGGUCCUCCCCCGUUAGACUACCAACCGAGCCAGAACUUCGGUCGGCACUCAUCGCCCAAACCGACUGAGCAUCCCGACCUAGAUUCACACCAUACUCAAGGGAUUGACAGGCCGACCGAGCGGGACUAUCGCAGAGAUCAAUCUCCCUCUGCACCCCCUCCAUCAAAACGCAAAAGAACACGAAGUCCUUCGCCUGGGCUGUAUCCCCGUCAUUCUACUCAAGAACCUCCUCGCCACCCGUAUAGUAAGCCGGGUGACGACUCUGAGCGAGGUUUUCCGCAUAAACGGGGCCGAGGACGUUUCCCAGCUCGCGGUAGAUCAGGCCGAAGGUCACCGCGACGAGGUAGAGACCGCCGGAAGGACGAAGGUGGUCGACGGAAUUCUUCCCGCCCAAGACACUCAAAAUCUCCAAUUCGUGGUGCGAAAUCUUACAACCACCCUCGUCGGUUGCACAGCCCCCAUCCUGAAGACGAUAUUAGACGCGAGCCGCGACACCGAUCUGUAUCUCGCCAUUCAGCAGAAUCCGUGGGUUCAAGGUUAUCUAUUACCUCCCGGCGGGAAUCUGUAACUAUGCAUUCGACUAGACCAAUCCAGUCUGCAGAUAACUCCCUCAGAUCCCCGUCCCCACCUCGGCCAAUUCCAAACUUUGAUCUUGAUACUACUAGUGUUUUGGUAGAUGGGGAUGCCCCACGUGAGCCUGCUUCGAUGCAUGGGAUGCGGGCAUCUGAUGCACGGGACACCAAGAGCUCAAAUCCCCGUCCGCAUCUUGAUACGAGACAAUAUUCCACGUCACCGCAAUACGUGACCUCGUCUAAUUCCUACCACGGUUCCCCACAAUCUACCUCUCCGUAUUCUGGUGGACGGGGCAGUUUGAUUGGGCAGCAGCCUCCGCAUCCUGGUCGUUCUCCUCCGUACAGGCAGCCACCCACUGGUCCACAGAGCCAGUUUUGUCAAGGCCAAAGCCAAUUUCAUCCGUCUGCGAACCACAUUCCCACAGGUCCUCGUGGGGGCAAUUCCGGCUAUCGUGGAAACUAUCAAAACCAGGGAGGCGGCCGUAGAUUCUCUACUUCAGGCUCCCAAAACUACGGCAAUGCACCCUCCCCGCGCGGCCGGGGUAAUUUUACUAGUUUUCAAUGGAGUGGCCCCGGAUCACGGAAUCGAGGGCCUCAUAGCCCACAUACAUCACACGGGCACACGUCACAAACCCCUCCACCUCCAACAGCUUCAGAAAAUCAGACUCCUAUGGGUCUUGAUCAGGGCGAUGUCGCUUUCAGGCCUGGUGGCCAGGAUCGCCCGAUAGGCGAGGGAAAGCCAGAGACAGAGAUCGACGAUGCCCAAAAAACGCUACCUACGAAUAUAGGACAGCCUAAUACCUCUGCGACCCCAAAUAAGGGAGGCAAAAUCAGUUUUGCUUUCAAGGCGAAGACAACUCCAGCCCCUGCUCCGAAACCCGUUCCCGAUCUGGCACAAAGGAUGCUGGCCCGAGAACCACCACCCCGGGUUGCCGAACCUCCUCGUAAUAGGAUGGCGGGUGGUCCGCCUCCCAAAUUUAAGCCUGAACCACGCUUCGAUCGUCGUGAUCGCGACCGCGAGAGGGAAAGAGACCGACAUCGUGAAAGGGAUCGCGACAGGGGCCGGAAUGACCGGCGCGAUUUCCGGGACCCCCGGGGGUUCCGUGAUCCUAGGGAUAGGCGUGACGGUAGGAGGGAUGAUCAUCGCUUUGAUCAUCGCCAUGACAGGAGAAGAGGUGACAGACAACAGGAUUUCCGUCCUGAACGCCGUCGGGAUCGCUCUCAGGAACCCAAAAAACAACCUAAAAUUCUGACACGACCGAAACCACGUCCCACCCUCCCUGAAGAGUUCGCUAAAUCGGACUCUGUUUAUUAUCGGAAACCUGGAAAUGAAUCUGUCAUUGGAGCUGGCACGUAUGGAAAGGUCUUUAAAGCAAUCCACGUGUAUACCCAGAGGAAGGUGGCAUUGAAGAAAAUACGAAUGGAGGGCGAAAAAGAUGGGUUCCCUGUCACGGCUGUGCGCGAGAUCAAGUUGCUGCAACACCUCCGCAACGACAAUGUUGUGAGCUUGCUGGAAGUCAUGGUAGAGAGGAAUGAGUGCUUUAUGGUGUUUGAGUAUCUCUCCCAUGACCUUACCGGCCUCAUCAAUCACCCGACUUUCACACUUACUGCAGCCCAUAAAAAGGACCUGGCAAAGCAGAUGUUUGAAGGAUUAAGCUACCUUCACCAUCGUGGAGUGUUGCAUCGCGACAUCAAGGCCGCCAAUAUUCUUAUCAGCAACCGUGGGCAACUAAAAUACGCCGACUUCGGUUUGGCCAGAUUUUUUUCAAAGAGUCGACAACUUGAUUACACAAAUCGCGUUAUCACUAUAUGGUACCGACCGCCGGAGCUGCUUCUGGGUGAAACUAGGUAUGGACCGGCAGUUGAUGUUUGGAGUGCGGCUUGCGUGUACGUCGAGAUGUUCACAAAGAAAGCCGUUUUCCCUGGCGAGGGGGGCGAGAUCAGCCAAAUGGAGAAGCUCUACAAUUGCCUUGGAACCCCGACACGAGCAGACUGGCCGGACAUUGUUGAGAUGCCUUGGUUUGAGUUGAUGCGGCCGACUGAGCGCAAGAGAAGGGUCUUCGAGGAGGUGUAUGGGCAAAUCCUAACCCCAGCAGCUCUGGACCUGGUUUCUCAAAUAUUCCGUUACGACCCGACUGCGCGGCCAACUGCUGAAGAGAUACUUGCACACCCGUACUUUGCGUCGGAGGAGCCUAGGCCUCAACAAGCUAUUGAGCUGGAGAACAUUGAGGGUGAUUGGCAUGAAUUUGAAUCCAAAGCCCUUCGCAAAGAGAAGGACAGGGAAGCUCGCCGCGCUGAGUAUCAGAAAGACAAAGAGAAACGGAAAGCUGGUGCUUCAGCUCCCCCCAGCGAGAGAGAAACGAAACGUGCCAAGCAAGACGCCGAGGACUCGCAAUCUUCAGCGCAGCCCACGGAACAAUAAGUCAAAAACGCUUACAUGCGUCGCAUCACUGGGAUGCAAGAUUUGUGUGGGGACUUCACGUUCAAGAAAUUUCCACGAUAAGGAUUAUAGU
Molecule: messenger RNA, 3727 nt
Organism: Aspergillus pseudotamarii
Lineage: Eukaryota; Fungi; Ascomycota; Eurotiomycetes; Eurotiales; Aspergillaceae
Product: putative protein kinase
Exons: 4
Coding region: 361-3636 (1091 amino acids)
Biological process (GO): transcription elongation by RNA polymerase II; positive regulation of transcription elongation by RNA polymerase II; protein phosphorylation
Cellular component (GO): nucleus; cyclin/CDK positive transcription elongation factor complex
Molecular function (GO): cyclin binding; RNA polymerase II CTD heptapeptide repeat kinase activity; cyclin-dependent protein serine/threonine kinase activity
Source: RefSeq, a predicted model, not a curated record